UAACGUUUAUAAUUAAGCAAUAGAAAAAAAGAUUAUAAGAUAAUCGGUAAAGUUUUGCAAGCUGUAUUUUGCCGAGAUAAUUUAAUUCAUAAAUGUACGCAUUUAAAAAUGGAAAAGAAGGAAUGAAAGAAAAAUUUUCCGUACUGGCCGGCAAUGAAAAACAACCGCCUCUAAGCGACCCCUAAGUAAAUCUUAGUACAAUCGCGUUUAAGUGCUAAGACGUCGGUCGUAAAGCGUCGAAGGAAGCAUAACGGUCUCAACAUGGCUGCUGUGAAUGCUGGAAGCGUUUUGAAAUUCGCCAAAUUAUCAGAUAAAGCAUUUGCACCCACGAAAGGUUCAGCUUUAGCGGCUGGAUACGACUUACGAAGUGCUUAUGAGUGCGUUGUACCGGCUCGAGACAGGAGUUUGGUGAAAACUGAUAUACAAGUACAGGUUCCUCCUGGCACUUAUGGCAGAAUAGCUCCAAGGUCUGGUUUAGCAUUGAAAAAUUUCAUAGAUGUUGGCGCAGGCGUCAUUGAUGCGGACUAUCGCGAAGAAAAUGUAUGGAAGCUGUGCCAGGAUGUCGCUACCAAACACGGAUCGGAAUUACAACAUUGUCACGUUGCUUUUAUAAGCAAUUCUCGACGUAGCGUUCCACUUUGGCGUCAACGAGCUGGCAAAGACGAGGACAAGCUCGUAGUUUGGGAUUAUCACGUUAUCCUCAUUUACGCGCCCGACGAGAGAGCCGUCGUUUACGAUUUGGAUAGCGCUUUACCAUAUCCAACGCACUUUUGGAAAUACGCUACGGAAACGUUCAGAUCGGAUGAAGCUUUGCGACCAGAAUAUCACAGAAGAUUCCGAUUGGUUCCCGCCAGUCUUUAUUUGCAACAAUUUGCCUCGAACCGGCAACACAUGAAACGCGAGGACGGCACGUGGAUCAAAACGCCACCCGAUUAUCCUCCGAUUUCAACGCCAACGUGCAAAGACAAUUUGGAUUCGUUUAUCAACAUGGACCCGGGUACCGGAUUAGGCACCGUCAUGAGCCUGAAACAGCUAGUGAACAGAUUCUAUAGGCCGAACGUUAACACACCGGCAUCACCCUCACCUCAGACGCAAGCAACUCCGACUUAAAAACGAACGACCUCAAGAACGAGUAUUUACGCGUACUCGAAGCCUUUUGCUUCCUUUGAGGAAAAAAAACAAAAAAAAAAAAGAAUAACAAAAAAAGGAAAAGAAAGAAUUUACAAAAUCAUUAUAUCGUGUGGCCUAAGAGAGAGAGAGAGAGAGAGAAAGAGAGAGAGAGAGAGAGAGAGAAAGAGAGAGAGAGAGAGAGAGAGAGAAUCGAUAGGUGCUCGUCGUAUCUACGACUCUCUUCCCAUCGAGGGAUUCGAUACACCUUUCGAAAUACUUACCCACAAGCGUCUCGUUGUACAUAGGUCGCGUGUCGUCUUGUCUUCUCUUCUUGUGUCCUCUUCUCGUGUCGCAACGCACACGAGCAGAAAAAUAUAUACAUAUAAUGGCGAAACGAGUCGAGUCGCGAUACGAGUUCUCGUAGUUCGCGACGAUCCUAUCGGAUAUUCGUUCGCUUUGUUGAACAUAUCGAGGAACGUACGAAAUACGCGCAAACUAAGAUAUUUUUUAUUUUAUUCCGUUAGUAAUAAUUUAAUAAUAAUAAUAAUAAUAAUAAUAAUAAUAAUAAUAAUAAUAAUUAAUGAUAACGAUUACGCGGAUGAUCCUCGUUUGUGUUCUCUGCGUUCGUUGAAAGUACGACGGGACACUUUUCUUUUUUAUCCACGCGUUUCUCUCCUUCACGGAAAAUCAAAAUACGAGGUCGCCGUUGUUCGAAAAAAAAGGGAAAAGUAAUAGAAGAAGAAGAUAAUUUAAUGGCUCCUUUAUACGCACACAUUUAUCAGUAAUUUAUUCGUCGGUAAGUACUUCGACCAUCGUAUAUUUUAGGAAGGAUUCUUCGUAACGUUUCUCCACUCUUUUUCGAGGGUAUAUUUUCAUCUUUCUCUUUCUAAAUAUCUUUACUCGAGCCUUCUAUCCCCGUUCUCUAUCGCGCACAAUGUUACGACGUUUGACCAUACUACAAAAACUUAAAUCGCCUUUUAUAAGUGUUCUCGUCUACGGAAAAAAGAGGAAAACGUUUAAUGAUUAUAUACAUACGCACACAUAUAUACAUAUAUAUAUAUAUAUAUAUAUGUAUAUGUAUAUAUAUAUAUACAUAUGGAUGCGCAUGUGUGUAUAAAAGACGAUCUUUCUCACUCAGCUUUACUCUCUAUCAGUGGUAUUAUUAUAAUUAUUGUGUCAAAGACUGAUGUAUUUACGGGAGAAUCCCAAACACGAAGAAAAUCCCUUUGGUGAUAUUCGUUGGCGCGUGUUCGUUGCACGAACGCGAUUAAAGCGCUUAUAAUUAAUGUGUGAUCGAUAAUGUAAGAAGCAACGUCUUACUCUCUUGCGAGAUAAUUGUAAUUAUAAACGAUUAUUAUAAUCCUUGUGAUACUUUACACUUUCUACUUUGAAUACUUACGCUGUACUUAUCUACCGUCGUUUGUACUAUAAGCCAGAGAUUCUUUUAGAAUUCUUACGAACCACGUGUUUGCUCGUCGAUGAAGAUAAACCCGGCAUGAUAUGCAAUACAUAUAUGUUGUGUAAUAUCGGUAGAGACCAAAAACCAAAAAAAGAAAAAAGAGAGAAAGGGAAGCACCCCGUUCGAAUCAACGAAUUUAUGAAUUAUGUUUUAAAGCGAUACAAAUUACCCCUCCCCCGGACAACGAAGGAACUUUAAACAAAUAUCUCUUGUUUCGCGCUAAUCGUUCAAUCGAUUCGUUUCAUUCGAACUUCCUUUUCGAUGAUUAGAAUCUAAAAAUGUUGCGACGAUUCCGUCGCGAUAACGUCGUUUAUCUCUAUGUAAGAUAGGUACAUGAAUAUAAUUAAUCGGGAAGAGCUUCAUCGGCGAACGACAGAUUAGGAAAAAGUAUUCAUUUUCUCGUAUAUAACGUAACGUUCGCGAGUCGACAACCUCGAGAGAGUUCGUCCACUCUUUGCCUUCCAAAACUUCUUACUCGCUCGCUUUAUUCUCCUUCAUUUCUAUAAUGUCUUUGAUCUCUUCGACUCUUUUACAUUACAUAUAUACAUAUAUACAUAUAUACAUAUAUAUAUAUAUAUAUAUAUAUAUAUAUAUAUAUAUCAUGUUACACUACGACCAAACGAGCAGGAAAAAAGCAUAUCCUGCUUAUCGAAGCGUAUUUUCGAUGUAGUCAAAGGGUAUUUGCGAUAAAAAAGAAAAGAAAAAAAAUCGAAAAAAAAUAACAAAAAAACAAAAAGUAAAACAAAAAAAAAACAACAAAAAAAAGAUCAUUUCUUUUCUCUUCUUCUUGUUAAUAGAUACCAAAAGAAUUUAUUGCCUUUAUACGAAAUGUCGGGCACCGUGUUACGCACUUCGGUGAUGUAGUACCGAGCUCUUUAUAUAAAUUACAAUAAAAUUGUUACACUUAUCAAAACAAACAAGGCGAAAAUACAGAAAAAAGAUACAAUUUCUCUUUAUCGUUCAUAUGGAGUAUUGUUACGUAUAUCGAAAGAAAGAUGAAUUAUUAUUGAUUAAUAUUAAA
Vespa velutina is the source of this 3590-nucleotide messenger RNA. Its product is annotated as protein N-terminal glutamine amidohydrolase-like. Gene Ontology annotation, molecular function: protein-N-terminal asparagine amidohydrolase activity; protein-N-terminal glutamine amidohydrolase activity. NCBI's taxonomy places the organism in Eukaryota, Metazoa, Arthropoda, Insecta, Hymenoptera, Vespidae. The transcript has 5 exons. The record is from RefSeq and is a predicted model, not a curated record. Gene Ontology annotation, cellular component: nucleus; cytosol. Bases 262 to 1110 code for a protein of 282 amino acids.